ACCAGCUUAGUCAAGCUUUAUUACAUAGCACCUCUGUCUUCAAGAAUAGUACAGUUCAUAACGAUCGAAAUCCUUCAAUACCCGAUACUUUUAUCAUUUUAUGUCUAUUGCUUGAGAACAAAAAAGCCCGAAGUGUACAGAAUUAUUAUAACUUUUCAGCACCAUUUCCCAUACAUUGUCUAAGCAACGUUCAUUUAACAUUUUCUGUUUUGCAACAUUUUACUAUUGAAUUUUAGUUGUUUGAAUUUUUUAAUUAGUUUAAUUUGACAACACUACUUUUAUUACGUUUGCUCGAAACUAUAAUUUGCAGCUUGAUUCGUUACAUCCAAACAAAAAAAUAAACAACAGCUAGUCACCAAGAAUUAGUUAAAAAAUGGCUGCAUUGCCACGAAGAAUUGUCAAGGAAACACAGAGACUGAUGCAAGAGCCAGUACCAGGAAUAAGCGCUGUACCGGAUGAGACAAAUGCUAGGUAUUUUCAUGUUAUUGUGACCGGACCAGAGGAUUCACCGUUUGAAGGAGGACUCUUCAAACUCGAACUGUUUUUGCCUGAGGAUUAUCCAAUGUCUGCUCCUAAAGUUAGAUUCAUUACAAAAAUCUAUCACCCUAAUAUUGACAGGCUCGGUAGGAUCUGCUUGGAUAUUUUGAAGGAUAAAUGGAGUCCGGCGCUUCAGAUAAGAACAGUUCUAUUGUCCAUACAAGCACUUCUUAGCGCUCCAAAUCCGGACGAUCCUUUGGCAAAUGAUGUUGCCGAACUAUGGAAAGUUAAUGAGAGCGAGGCGAUACGUAAUGCCAAAGAAUGGACUCGUAGAUAUGCCAUGGACAACUGAUCUCAACCCUACGUCGGAUUAUUUUCAUCAUUCACCGUACGCUGUCGUUGUUUAAAGAAACAAUAUCCUCUUAAGACUUACCCUCCUUUGGCACUGGAUGCGUAAAGUAAACAAAAAAACGCAAAGAAGAGAAAUAACAAAAUACCCGUGUCCUGACACAAUUUUGCUACGCGAACAAUAAAAGUUUUGUAACAGUGAAAAUGAAAAAAGAAAAAAAUCGUGACGGUACUGUAUUUUCUAUAAUAAUGGCUUGUCGCGCAAGUUUCAUGAUUCUUUGAUUCUCGUUGCAAUAUUGUAUGAACGAAUCAAUAAUAUUAUAACGUUACGAAAUAAUAGAUUUUGCUCGAGAUUCAAUACAAGUUUUCUUGACUCGAACGUCGGAUUUGUAUAAAAAAGAGAAGUGAAAAAUUUGAAACGAAAUAUUGAUGCGAAAACAAGGGAAUGCCUUUCGCUCGUGCAAAACUAAGAAUAACGAUGAAUUUCGGAGGCAAUGUUUCGUUACUUUGAAAGUCCUUUCACCUGCAUCUAUCUUUCUCAAUUUUGUUGUUUUAUCGGUCCAUUUAUAAAGUUGAACAGAAAAUAUUUUUUUUUUUUUCAAGAAAAAUUGACCAUAAACUAACCAUUUUUGGAAAUGCUUGAACGAUAAUAGCGACAAACACUCAGAUCUGAAUUUAAAAAAUGUGGAUUUCUUUACAAUCCAAUGGAUACAUUAAAUAAUACAAUUGUUUUUACACUGAUAUGAAUGCAAUUAAGUGUGAGCACAGUCGCUUUCGAUGGUUUCUGAUUUGCGAUAAACAAACUUAAUUUUUUUUUUUUUUUCAAACAAAUAAUGGAACUUUUCGAACGAACAGUUUGCUGUUCUUUCUGAUUGAAACAGAAAUAAAAAUAUGCAUAUAUUUUUUUCGAUAUAGUAAUUCGAUACAAUUUUUCAUAUUCAUCGGUACUCUGUUUGUCAACCAUUGUAAGAGCAAAAAAAUAUUUCUCCAUUCAUGGGUUAUGUACUACAUAUUGAAAGGUGAUUUCGAUCGACUUUACUUUAAUUCCAAUAUUACAUUGCUUUUUGGUAUUUUUAAUUUGUAAUUUUGAUGCAAUACAUUAUAAAAAAUACUUGUGUUAUGAAGUACAAUAACAAAUAGCGCGUCAUGAAAUGAUUCGUGACGUGCAAAGGACAAACACCAAGAAACCGUUGUCUUACAUUUUCUUUUAACUUUUUUAGUUCAAAGUAACCAAAGAUCUCUGAGAUAAGUCGUUAUUUUUCUGAUGCUUCGUUUUUUUCCGUUCCUAUGACAUUGUUCAUGUAUGAGAGUUGGUAGGAGAAUCUUUUUCUUUUUUGUUGUGUCAUUGGAAACAAAACCUGUACGAUAAAAAUACAUAUUGUUUUAUGCGUAUAAUGAAACAUAUGAAACUUUGAGAUUUUUCAAAGUAACGCGCGAAUAUACUAGCUCCGAUGGAUAUUUAAAAAAAAAUAAUAAUUAGCUUACUUUUGAUGAUUAUUCCCGAAAUUCGAGUUGUGUAUUUCUAAGAGCACGUUCUCAACCCCAACCUGGCUUUCUCUUUUAAAAAGUUGCGUCUUAUACAAAUCAAUCUAAUUCAGCAAAUUUUUCGAGGCGAAGAACAAGAAUAUUCCAUUCAAUGAAAGCAUUUGAUUUUUUGUUUCUCUCCCCGAUCCUCCUAAUUACUUAUAAAAUAAUAAUUUGAUUGCGCCGAAGAAUUUUCCGCAAUGGCUAAGCUCGUAACUAUUUAGCUAAAUUUUAAACUUAUCAAAAACCCGUUGUCGGUCGUUGUGUGCAGCGGUGAAUUUUCUCAACGUUAUUGUCAUAAUUUUAUUACAAUAAUAACUAUUAUGAUUAUUAUUAUUGUCCGCUGCGGUCGCAUCGUAGAUUUACGCAUUUGAAACUUUUUCUUUCUUUUUUUUUUGUGAUCAAGUCUUUUGGCUCUGCGUUAAAAAAAGAACCGGAUGUAACUACAGAAAUGAUGGAUGACUUCGACAUCGAGACACAAGAUUCGAUGAUUCCAAUUCCAACGAGGUUUUACAAAAGGAUGUAAAAAAAAAACAAACAAAUUUUUCAAGUAAUUAAA
This is a messenger RNA of Venturia canescens, 2908 nucleotides long. Its product is annotated as ubiquitin-conjugating enzyme E2 N. NCBI's taxonomy places the organism in Eukaryota, Metazoa, Arthropoda, Insecta, Hymenoptera, Ichneumonidae. The record is from RefSeq and is a predicted model, not a curated record. The transcript is spliced from 3 exons. Bases 374 to 829 code for a protein of 151 amino acids.